UGUUUGUUUGUCUGGACAGAGUAGAUUGACAGCAGGUGGUGGGGGAAGAUUGACAGGCAGGAUGGUAGGAGGUCAAAAGGUCAGACUCAGGAAAUGGGGUAAAGAACUCAGAAUCUGGCCAGGAGCCAGUAGAAUUAAGGGCCGACUUGGGGGAAUUCAGGAAGCCGAGGAUUCCAAAUUGGCCUGAUUUGCAUAAUAUACCAGGGUUCACCUUUAGAUAGUUGCAACCACCACACACCACAAAUAUCUUAACAUUUAAGUCAAUUUCCCACAAAAAAAGUACACGGUAUCUAGACGUACAUAAAUGGAAAUACAUGGGCAUAGACGGAUGAAUCCUAGAACAACAGUCUUAGCCACUUUAGUGUAGUCUUUGAUACCUAAUACAGUCAAGGGCGCUCUUUUCUAACCCUCUUGGUACAGUCAAAAGCGGCCUGCAACGUUGUCAAAAACGUGCAAUUGUUUUAUGUAGAGCACGUAACACAAAUAUGAACAAAUCUAUCCACAUGGGACAACUUUAACAGGUGUUACGUCACUUCCUGUUUACAACACACAAACAGACGGAAGUUGUCUGAGAUCGCAAUCGGGUUAUUUCAGGUCAUGACGUAUUUUUCCUUAUCGCUGUGGGAAAAACAACUACUAUGGACAAUAACAAGCAAUUAACCUAAGGCGUACUUUCCCUUUUAUGACGGCUAUUCUCUAAUCAAGUUUACUUAAGCUUCAACGUGGAUGGCUUUGUACGUGAAGUAGUGGUGACGCAGUGAGCCGCAAUAAAAGCUUCAGAGUGGAACGCACAGGUAUUGUUUACUUUAACACAAAGCAGAGAACGUGAUUUGAGCUAUUACAUAUUAACUCAUUCUUAUCAGACGAGUAAAGCCCGCCAAAACAAACGCUAUAUUAAAGGCAUCCAAUGCGAUUUCAGGCCAGCAAAAUUGGAAAUAUUCUGAAUAAGAAAAUCUUAUGUGAAGUUGAUACAUACUUGUUCACAUUAGCACAUUUGAGUCAGUAUUUCAUACUUUGGACUUUUAAAACUGCAGAAACAAGCCACAAGAUGAGUCCUUUUAUUUUUCUAGGUGAUAUCCUAAAAAGAAGGCAACGAAAUUUUAAUUUUUAACAUCAGGCGAAAAUUAAUGCGCGCCCUGAUGUCAUCCAUAAAAAUUACUUGCUGUGGCCUUACAGAAGAAAGACAGACAGCUACUGGAUGGUACAAACUGUUCAAGAUCAGGAUUCUAGACUGUAUAACAAACCAUAGUGGGAAACAUGCCGGAAGUUUACUUUCCACAUAAAGUGUGCACUGUCAAUCCGUGCAUGUCGCCUUGUCGUACCACAUGUAAAUAUAUAUGUCUACGUACUUUAUAGUCAACUCUGUACGGUACAGGUGCCAGCAGCUGGUACAUAGGAGACAAGUGAACAACAGGAAGCCGGCAUGAUCUGUUAUCUUGUACUGUCAACUUUCAAACAUUCCGUGUGCCUUUUCCACUGUCAACUGUACUAUAAAACGUAAUUAUGACCAAUUUUAUAAUGCUUAGUAUAUUCUGAUAUAUGUCUGUCUUUACCCUUAGAAAAGUCAUUUGAAUUGCUGUUAGCAAAAUAACGGAAUGUUGGCAGAAUCCAGUGUUAAGGCGAGAUGCCGUUCAUCGUAACUUUCUUUGCCGUAAGAUUAUUAGCGAAGCUGUGACAAAACCAACCGUCGGCAAGGAUCUGCAUUUUCCAUUACAAGACAGCUGCAUUUUGUGCGAGACAGACACGACUGUCCUACGAAUGCCCCCAAUCAAUUAGCUGUCAUACAUCCGCUGUAGAACAUAUGCAACAAUGGGACCAAUUUCAAGCUUUUACGGCUCACUAUUUAAACGUUUUAUACCUGCUCAGCAUCCAUUACUUUGUACAUGCCCUAGCUUCCUGUGUCGCCGUGCACGGUGUUUACCGGAUCAAUGUUUGAUAACGCCUUACCCAAACACAGGCCACCUGACCUGUACAUACACACGGUUAUACAGGCCAGCUCGCGUGCAGAAGUUUAUUACUACAUUAGCUCGACUCACGGGCAAGGACCCGGUGUUUGCCACCACACUUACAGUAACGGACGGUAGAGUGAAACUGUGAGAGGAGGAGUCAACAUAGGACGGGACUUCAGACCACGGCCUUGUCUCAUAUCGCUUACAGGCUCGUGACGUGAAGUUUUACACAGUCGUCUGUCAGCUACCGUCAGCGGAGGCCACCCUCUACACCAGAAGGCCGACUAUGGACGCCUACGACUUCUACUACGCGCGCACUACCACCAAAGACCCCGUCUCUACUCCAAGCGCUAACGCCACAGCGCAGGUCGCCGUCGAGAACACCACAGCGUUAGUCUUACUGUGUCUCCUCAGCGUGUUUACCGUCAUAAGUAACGGGCUGGUUCUCAUAUCCAUCGCUAUAGAGCGGACACUUCGCACCGUCUUUAACUGUUUCAUCGUGAACCUCGCCGUGGGGGACUUGUUGGUGGGGGCGGUAGUUGUGCCGCUGUUCACCGUGUAUAAGUACCUGGGCUACUGGCCGUUGGACAAGAUAGCGUGCGUGUUCUGGCUGGCGAUAGACUACGUCACGUGUAACGUGUCUCUCCUGACGCUGUGCAUGAUCUCCUUCGAUAGAUGUCUGGGGAUACGCUCACCGCUCAGGUACGUGAAAGCCCGUUCCAGCCGCCGCCGUGCCGUGGUGUGCGCUAACGUGGCGGUGUGGCUGGUGGUGGCGGCGUUCUGGGUCCCCGGCGUCCCGCUAACCUACAUCGCCGACCCGGCCAUGUGCGAGCAGGACAUGGUCACCCACCGGACCUACGACAUCAUCACCGCCGUCCUCUGCUACUACCUGCCGUCCUGCUUCCUGGUCGUCUGCCAGGUCCUCAUGUUGAUCAGGUUAAAGGGAAACGUGAAGAAGAAGGCGUUUCUGACUGCCAGUCACCAUUCUCACAGCGGUAGCGCGAAACGGGCGGCGGGAAAAAGAAAACGGGCGGAGUCGGAGAGUUCCGUACAGAGCACGACAGGCUGCGACUUUUCUCCCGCGCCAGUGAGAAAGAACCCCCGCACAGCAGCUUGUACCGUGAUCGCAAACCCAAGCAGUUCUCCACAAAACUCAGCAGGAUAUCUUCCAGAAGUCUCCCCACCCGUGUCGGAUCAUUCAAGUCGAUUUCGAAGAGGUACGAGCUCUGGCAGCUCCCCUCUAGCGGUAAGACUUGGUAUUACAGCUGUCAUGAAAGCCGCGGAGGAGCAGACCGGCGUUCCUCCCAUCCGACCGCGAGGCAUCACCUUCCCUCUGGACGACAUCGAAAAACCCUGCAUUCGCGCCACUCGUAGUCUAGGCGACGAAAACCUCACUGAUAACAAAACAAAAGUGAGGAAAACGAACAGUUUGAGCGAGCUGAUUUCGUCGAUCACAAAGAGUGCCGCCAGCACGACCCAUACCCGUCACGCAGACGGGAUGUGCCGGCGGGAGCGGGCGGCGAUCCGGACGGUGAUCAUCAUCACGGUGGUCUGCCUCAUCUCCUGGCUGCCCUGGUACGUCGUCUACAUGUUCCUCGCGUUCGACCCCGAGGGCGUCCCGCCGGCCGUGUACGAUACUGCCUCCUGGAUGGCGUACGGGAACUCCGCCGUCAACCCCAUCCUGUACGGCUACCUGAACAAGGACUUUAGAGAAGUGUUCAAGAGGAUUGUGAGGAUGGGGAAGGCGGGAGACCGGUUCAGUCCGGCGGGGACGCCAAACCUGUCUCCCACGGGCACGCCGAGAAGUGGAAGAGGGUAUAAUUGUGCCCUCUGGAAGGAAAGUCUCAGUGGGAUUGGCGGGAGUCAAGUAUGUAAUCCGGCAGUUCAAGUGGCGGUUCUACAGCCCGAAAUCACCGCUUGUGUCAGCACUCCAACCCGGGACGCCUCCAGGGCUGCCCGGCAACACCAGUACCAGUCCCGCCACCUACACCACAUAACACCCGCCGACAUGAACUUGAUCCGCGGGCGCGGCAGGACCUGGCUGUGGACCGUCGUCUGGAGCCUGAGUCUCUCGGCGGCGCUGGCCAUCCCCUCCCGCCUACCCAGGCCAUGUACAAACCUCCAGCCGAUAGACCUGCUCGCCAGGGCGCUGGAGUACCAGAGAUACCUGCCCAGCGGUACGGACAUCACCAUCGACCGGGCCCACAGAAUACACGCCAUCUCCUUCUCCCCCGACACCGGGACCUUACAGGGCGUCAACUUCCCCUCCAACAGGGUGUUUCUAAACUGUGAAUACUUCCCGGAGGAGUUUUCCAUCCUUGUCACACUGAAGGCAAGACUGAACAUGAAGGGGAACCAGUAUAUCCUAUCUCUUGUGCAGGAAAGAGUGCACAAUAUUAGGCUAGCCAUAAGGAUUACGAGAUUCAAAGUGUUCUUCGACUAUAGCAGUUCGGGCGGACACGUCGUGAAAAAGUCGUCGCCUUCAUUUGCUACGGAGAUUGCCGACGGCGAGUGGCACACGUUCGUCAUCACGGUGACCGGAAAUGACGUAGGCCUGACGGUGGACUGCAGGCCGCCGUACUUUACGUACUUGGACAGAACAUUUCCGGCGUACUUGGACACCACCGGGACAAAAUUCCACAUCGGAAACAAGAGAAGAAGAAAGGAACAAUUCACGGGACAACUGCACCAGUUGGUACUACUUCCCGGCGCGGAUGCCUCCACCAUGGUGUGUCCUUCGCUCAACCCCCAGCUGGCGCGGAUGGAUUUACCGUCCCCCUUCCCGAAAGACCUGGUGCCGCAACACAACAACGCACCCGACCACCAAUCAGACGCCCAUAUGAAAGUAGAGAUGGGGGACGACUCCGUCUGCACGAAUGGUGACGUCGGCAGGAUGUGGUUCGACACCAAGUCGGGAAGCAUGAAGCUCUGCGACGGGCUGGGAUGGAUCGCCGUGGCCGACGCCGGGAACUCGCGGAUCGACUACUUGGACGUGCACCAAGACGUCUACACUCCCGCCAACACCAUCGACAUCGAGACCUUCUACAUCGAAGGGGAGGGGCUCUUCAUGGCAACAGCCAAUCACGACGCGCGCCUGGACAAGGAGCUGGAGUCCAGUAUUUUCAAAUGGACCAAUGGGGAGUUCGUGGUUCAUCAGAACAUCAAGACGUACGGCGCGCAGGAGUGGGAACAUUUCGUCAUCGACGGACAGACUUUCCUGGCCGUGGCUAACUACGGCGGCACGAGCGGCAUGGAGACCAACUCUCGGGUUUACCGCUGGGAGCCCAAGCUGAAGCGGUUCGCCCUGCACCAGGAGAUGGUCACGUUUAACGCACGGGACUGGGAGGCCUUCGAGAUAGACGGAGAACACUACCUGGUGGUCGCCAACCAUGCAAGAGGACUGGACCACAAUAUCGAGUCGGUGAUUUUCCACUGGGAGCGAGCUGGGGACUACUUUGUGCCGUACCAGACCAUCCCGACCAAGGCGGCUUACGACUGGGAGGCCUUCACCAUCGGACCGUAUCACUUCCUGGCCGUGGCGAACGCCUACAACGGCGUGUCCACCAAAGUGGACUCCGUCAUCUACGUGUGGCAGUACGGCCGCUUUCUCCCGCUGCAGUUUGUGGAGACCAUGGGUUGUACGGACUGGGAGUACAUGAACAUCGGGAAGGAGCAUUUCCUCGUGGCGGCAAACGCCUUCAACCACGGGCCUCACGCCCUGGACAGCUCCUAUAGAUACAGCAUCAACUCCACCAUCUACAAGCUUAACGUGCAGAAACAGCGGUUUGAAGAGUUCCAGAAUAUCCUAACUCACAGCGCCACGGAUUGGGAGUCGUUCCGGGUUGGGAGGGAUAACUACCUGGUGGUCGCCAACUCGUACGACGACGGCGAAAGCAACGACGUCGACAGCGUCGUGUACAGAUGGCAGGGAGUGGAGAAGUUCAAGCCUGUCCACAACAUCCCCACCACCAGCUGCGCCGACUGGGAGUUCUUCCAGAUGCACGGAGAGUCCUUCCUGGUCUACGCCAACGCCAAGGGAAGGGUCUCAAAAGUCCUCAGGAUACGGACUUACUGAAACAACUGUAUAUUUAGCAUAAUCGUACCUUGAUUCGAAACAAAGUGCAUCUGCGUGAAGUGUGCCUGCGAGCACCAUAUAUAUUUUGGAGUCUUCGUCGAUGUGACACUGUCCACUAGAGACUGGCUGCGACCGCUGAGAUUUCAUAAAUCACUAAACGGAUGUUAUAGAGAGAACGAACAGUUUUUUUAACGUUUUGUAUGGUUUGCUACACAAAUAUAAUUUGGGUCUAUUCCCACAUUGUACAUACGCAUACGGGCGCUCACCCUCUGGCAGAAAGAGAGCCUAGGCUUGCACUAGAAAGGGAAACCAUUCUACUCUGAGAACAACUUGUCAGCGAAAGAAAAUACAACCCUGGAUGCAUAGUUGAGAUUCAUAAGGGUAGAGAUUGUGAUUUUAUUAACUUAAUAGCUCGUGUUUCGCUUAUUUUAAAUAAUGAUUGUAUGUCGAUAUGUGCUGUGAUGUGGUUGUUCUAUCUAUACGCCUUGUAUGAUGUAUAUGUAUAUAUUUAGCGCCAAUUUCAGCGUAUAUAUAGUGUUGAGAGAACUUAACUAUAACUUAUUGUUGAUCUGUCCUGAAUCUAACGUUAAUUAUCUUGUAAAUAAUUGAAAUUGUUAUUCUGCUGCAAACUGGCACGAGUGAAAAUGGAACAUAAUUCUAUCUGGUGAAAAUACUUUUUAAAAGAGUUGUGGAUUUCAAGUAGUGAUUCUAAUUUAGUAUAGGGAAUCUUCGUAUUAUAAAUGAUAUAUGAUUUUCUACCCUGUUUUAUUUCCUGUCCACAUCUGUUAUCAUAAGUAUUGACACUAUUGAUAUGAAUAAGUUUUCUUAGACGAUGAACAUCAUUCUCUGAUAUGCUCAUCCGAAUAUACAAAUGUACAAU
This is a messenger RNA of Branchiostoma belcheri (Belcher's lancelet), 6904 nucleotides long. RefSeq names its product thrombospondin-type laminin G domain and EAR repeat-containing protein-like. Gene Ontology annotation, biological process: G protein-coupled receptor signaling pathway. Gene Ontology annotation, cellular component: membrane. NCBI's taxonomy places the organism in Eukaryota, Metazoa, Chordata, Leptocardii, Amphioxiformes, Branchiostomatidae. Gene Ontology annotation, molecular function: G protein-coupled receptor activity. The record is from RefSeq and is a predicted model, not a curated record.